Oncorhynchus mykiss (rainbow trout) is the source of this 1541-nucleotide messenger RNA. It is a transcript of the gene pex12, whose product is annotated as peroxisomal biogenesis factor 12. NCBI's taxonomy places the organism in Eukaryota, Metazoa, Chordata, Actinopteri, Salmoniformes, Salmonidae. Gene Ontology annotation, cellular component: peroxisomal importomer complex; peroxisomal membrane. The record is from RefSeq and is a predicted model, not a curated record. Gene Ontology annotation, molecular function: ubiquitin-protein transferase activity; protein binding; zinc ion binding. Gene Ontology annotation, biological process: protein import into peroxisome matrix; protein monoubiquitination.
AACACCGGAGUUCAUUUCCACCGGAAAUAGCCGGACUAUCUUUACAGAGGGGAAAGGAGUAGUUCAAAGAAACACGAAAACCUGCUUGUAACGUUUGAAUUAAAUACAUGAGGGUAGCUAGCCAACUUGGCUAGCUAUUUAGGUAAUUGAGCCUUUUGCCAAACGUGUUUGAAGUCACCAGCCAUGGCAGAACGUGGUGCACAUUUGACAGCUGCAGCUGCAGAUGACAGACCGUCCAUAUUCGAGGUCUUGGCACAGGACUCCCUGAUGGGUGCAGUCAGACCCGCCUUGCGACACGCAGUGAAGGUGCUGGCUGAGUCUAACCCCUCUCGCUACGGAUUCCUCUGGCGGAGAUUUGACGAGAUUCACGGUGUUCUCGAUGUAUUUCUUCAGCACCAUUUUCUGUCACGGACUAGCGCCUCAUUCUCUGAGAACUUUUACAGCCUAAAGCGCGUGGCUGCUUCUGGUCGCGAGCGGCCAGCUCACCUGGGUCUGCGUGGGAAACACCACUGGUGCUCGCUGAUCCUGCUUGCCCUCGUUCCUUACUUGAGGGCCAAGCUGGAACAGGUACUGGCCAAGCAGAGGGAUGAGGACGACUUUUCCAUCCGCCUGCCACAGACGCCCUUGCAGAGGAUGUACAGGGCCUUCCUGGCAGCCUACCCCUAUGUCAGCGUGGGCUGGGACAGCUGGGUGUUCUGCCAGCAGCUGUUGUAUGUGUUUGGCCGAGCCAAGACCCACUCACCAUUUCUGUGGCUGGCAGGUGUCAGGCUGGCUCACCUCACAGGACAUGACAUCACAAAUAUGGACCUCAAACCAGCCUCGCCUUCCAGGGCCAUCAGCUCAAGUGUUGGUGAGAGGCUGCGGAGGCUGACGUCGACAGUGGUGGGGGGUGUGGCUCUGUCCCUCUCCACUAGUCUUUCCUUGGGAGUGUUUUUCCUGCAGUUCCUUGAGUGGUGGUACUCCUCAGAGAACCAGAACACCAUCAAGACCCUGACCUCCCUCCCCACACCACCCCCUCCCAUCCACCUCCAGAACCAAGAACCACUGACCAGACACAGCAAAGCAUGUCCACUCUGCUGCAAGAUCCGCACCAAUGAUACCGUCCUCUCCACCUCUGGGUUUGUCUUCUGUUACCGCUGUAUUUAUGUCUACAUCAAAGCCAACCAGAGGUGUCCGAUGACUGGGUACCCCACUGAACUUCAGCAUCUCAUCAAGAUUUACUCACCAGAGAGCUAGAGAGAAUCUUAUUUCCAUUCCAAUGAAGGACUUUGACAAUCAUGUCACAAUGACAAUUUAUACUGUAAUUGAUUUGUUAGUUGACUAUAUCCCUUAUGACCACUUGUAAAUAAUUUAAAGCACUAACAUAUCCCUAGCCGUCAUAAUAGUUUAAAUGCCCAGUGCAGAUAUUUUUCUCAAUAUCAACUCCCUUUUUUCUAUAUUUACAACUUAGGUCAGCUAUGCUGGCCUAUGGAGUCCCUUGGGAAACCCAACUACUGAAACAUCCCAUGGGAAUUAUCAAUAAAUUAUGUGGGCUCCCGAAA